Molecule: messenger RNA, 1705 nt
Organism: Panicum hallii
Lineage: Eukaryota; Viridiplantae; Streptophyta; Magnoliopsida; Poales; Poaceae
Exons: 3
Coding region: 125-1648 (507 amino acids)
Source: RefSeq, a predicted model, not a curated record
AUGGGGGAUUGGGGAAGAGCCGCGGCCGCGGCCGCCCGUCCCCGCAGCGCCUAGCCCUCGUCGGCGUCGCCCCCGCCUCUUCCUCGUCCCGUCUAUCCGGGAGAGGGCACCGGAGUCGCCAAUCAUGGUGACCGAGGCGGUGGCUCCUCGCACCAAGAAGAGAAGGAUGGAAGCUGAUCAGCGGGAAGAACCGGACGGAAUCGUAAGCCUCCCACCACAAGAUCUGCAGCUGCGGCCGCCGGCGACGGGUGCGCUCCAUCCCGAGUCUACAUGCCACCGCCAAGGACCACUACCUGACACCGGAGGAGAAGAAGGGGAGGACGUAGACCGCAUCAGCUCCCUCCCCGACGCAAUCCUUGGUGAGAUCAUCUCCCGACCAAGGACGGCGUCCGCACCCAAACCCUCGCCUCCCGGUGGCGCCACCUCUGGCUCUCCACCCCGCUCAACCUUGAUCACAAGAGCAUGCCCACCGACGAGGAAGCACAAGCAGGCAUCAUCUCCCAGAUCCUUGCCGCCCACCCAGGCCCCGUGCGCCGCUUCUCCGUGCCCCAGCUCGACGACCUUUACCACCGCGACGCUACGGUCGACGCCUGGCUCCGGUCCCCGGCUCUUGACCACCUCCAGGAGUUCGAGUUCCACAACGGAGCACGGGCGCUGCGUCGAUCCCUGCCGGCCUCCGCCUUCUGCUUCACCACCACCCUCGUGUCUUUACCAUGAGCGAAUGCCAUCUCCUAGACGAGACAGUCCAAACAUUCCAGUUCCCUCAGCUCAGGCAGCUCUCACUAAGUCACUAUGUAGUGUUAGCAUUUCGGAGGUUGCACUGCACGGCAUCAUCUCUCGCUGCCCUGUUCUGGAGUACUUGCUGCUCAAGGACACUGGCUUCCAUUGCCUGCGGAUUAACUCCCCUAGCCUUAAAAGCAUUGCCAUCAGUUCAGGGGAACUAAUCAUUGAAGACGCACCUUUGCUCCAAAGGUUGCUUCAACUUCAACCACGUUCUGGCUUGAAUGUAUCAGUAAUUUCAGAACCCAAAGUGGAGACCUUGGGCUGCCUUGGUUACGACUCCAACCUGGUAUUUGGCACCUCAGUAAUUCAGAAAUUGUGGGCAGUUAGAUUUACGACAGUGGUGAGCAGUGUCAUGAUUUUAGCUAUCUGUCUUUAUAACCUCAACCUGGAUCUGGUUAUCAACUUAAUGAGAUGCUUUCCUUGCUUGGAGAAGUUGUACAUCCUGCCAUCUGGGAAACAAGCCAGAAAGCUUCUGAGCAGUAAGCACCGUGAUCUUAUCAGAUGCAACAACCUAUGGCGCCGUAAGCACCGUGAUCUUAUCAGAUGCCUUGACAUCCGCCUGAAGAAAGUUGUUCUGAAAAAUUAUCGAGGCAUAAAGUCACACGUUAACUUCGCGUCGUUCUUUGUGCGGAAUGCGAAAAUGCUGGAGUUAAUGAGGUUUGAGAUUUCAGAGUACAAUGACAAUGAAGUGUUUAUUGCUGAGCAGCAUAGGUUACUUCAGCUGGAGAAAAGGGCAUCUAGAGGUGCUCAAUUUUAUUUUACAACUGGUCAUAUAUGUCACGGCUAUCUUAGUGGCUGCUAUCUUAAUCAUAUCAAGCAUGUCAGUGAUUUGUCUAUAACUGAUCCAUUUGAAUGUGUACAUUGAAAGUCGUUUUGCUGUAUGUUUGUCCUGCAAUUAAUUAUUCUUGUCUGUUUUGUUGUG